AUGCAAGCAACAUCGUCCGACCUAGCCUCCUUGACAGCUUCAGUAGCAGAGGACCUUAAAUCACACAUCACCAGCUCGAGCUCGACCGCGCACCCAUCCCGCGACGACCUCCUACGUCCCGCUCAAGCUCUCUGCGACGUGUUCGCAUCCGCCGCACCACCCGACGACAUCCUCACGCACUUUUCUUCCAAUCCCACCGCAAUCGAACAUGGAGACCCCUCUCUUCUGCCCGAGCUAAAGCUGGGCACACCCUACACAGGAAUUAAUGGCGUGUCGGGGUACUUCAACACCAUCGCGAGUCUGUUCAGCUUCGAGAACAUGCGGUUCUCUGACUGGAGCGUCGAUACGGAGGAGAAAGUGGUCUGCGUGAGAGGGAGGGCGAGGUUCAGUUGGAAGAGUACGGGGCAGGGAUGGGACGAGGUGUUCUUCUAUAGGCUUGCCAUGGUCGAGGAGAAGGAUGAAUGGAAGGUCGGGACGUAUGAGGUGUGGGCGGAUACGGGCGCCGCGGUCAGAGCGAGCGAGGGGGAGCUCAGGCAAUGA
Molecule: messenger RNA, 540 nt
Organism: Peniophora sp. CBMAI 1063
Lineage: Eukaryota; Fungi; Basidiomycota; Agaricomycetes; Russulales; Peniophoraceae
Source: the annotation of a GenBank genome assembly